AUGGUGGACGAGUCGGCACACGGCUUGUGCUUGUGGCUGUUGAUGCAGCAGCAGCGGGAUGGCGGGAACAAGAGCGCUGCGAUCCGUGCGGGUUCCAGUGAUGAGAUGUAUUGGCGCCACAGAUUCCGACGACCGACGGCGUCUGUUGCGGGCACAAGAGAAGAUGACGCAGCGGGCCGCAAGCAUGAACAGCGUGUUUGUAUUCGAUUUGAUCUGAAUAGUAGAGCAACAUCCACCCCUGUGGAAGCUGAGCGACGAACAUACCGGAAUGUUCCCAAAAAACACCACAUUUCGGAAAAAAUAUGUGAGGAACUUAAAAAGCACGCAGACGUCCACAUAACAAAAGAUAUUCUGAAGAAUCUUUUUUCGUCGAAACGGCGACAAUAUGAAGACGAGAAGCGCACGAAACCAGCAACAAACAGCGGAUCCGCGGCAAAAGUAUACACUGGAAAAUGGCAGUUUUACAGUGCCUUCACAUUCCUUGACCAAAACUGCCCGUCUGGCCCUGUCAUAAUUACUGGAUUGAAAGAGGCACGGCAGCGGGAUGAGGAGCACAGCAUACCUCCUGAGGUUGAGGAGCAGGAUGCAAGCGUAUUGCAUUCCCUGGAGCCUCUUCGACUUGAUGAAGGAGGAGGAGAAGAAACAAUGGGGCAACAGGAGUUCGACAGCUCGCCAGAUGAUGCAGCUAUCGUGUCCCCACGUCUUCCAGCUCCUCGUCAGCACAAGAGGAAAAGCAAGAACAGCGACGAAUGCAGUGAGAGGGCGGCGGCAUUAAAUGAAAUUGCAACGGCACUGGCCGCACCAUCACUACAGGCCGAUGAGUGUAGGUCCUUUGGCAAAUUGUUGAAUGCCGUCUACGUCAAAUGCCUGUGACACUACGAGACGAGGCGGAAGUAAGCAUACUAGCUUUGCUAAAUGAAAUCACAGACUGAUUGUGCCAAGUAUGAUCUGUAA
This is a messenger RNA of Ornithodoros turicata, 954 nucleotides long. RefSeq lists its product as uncharacterized. The record is from RefSeq and is a predicted model, not a curated record. Lineage: Eukaryota; Metazoa; Arthropoda; Arachnida; Ixodida; Argasidae. The transcript is spliced from 4 exons. Bases 1 to 873 code for a protein of 290 amino acids.